AACGGGCCAACCUAAUGUCUAAAUCAUUCUUCUAAUCCUCCGUGCGACGGCUGAUCGGUAAACCUGCUCAAUAUUCGUGGGCCAUGGGACUCUACAUCUAUUUCCAAUGGCUAUCCAUGAUCCUCACUUUCUUGCUCGACCUCAUCUCUGCAUUUGACAAUCCGGUUCCAAGGGAGGAAAAUACUUUUGCAUUUCAUCUUUUUCCUUUUCUCUUGUUUUUUCUAUGGGGAGGACAUGGCAUGGCGUCUGUUUAUUUGUCCGUUUCUUUCAUUCUUUGUGUUACUUUGGCUCACCUCUUCAAUUUCACACCAGGGGACACACUGCGGUCCUGUGAUCUUUUUGUAUCUGUGCCAGUUCCCUGGUGGAUUUCCGUCGUGCAUGGAUCUGUAGCCAGAAGGAUCACUAUUGUAUAAUAUACAUACCGUUACAAUAUAGCCUGCACCAACCAUAGAGGUUGGGGAGCGCGUUCCAUCAGCA
Messenger RNA from Aspergillus novofumigatus IBT 16806, 477 nucleotides. RefSeq lists its product as uncharacterized. NCBI's taxonomy places the organism in Eukaryota, Fungi, Ascomycota, Eurotiomycetes, Eurotiales, Aspergillaceae. The coding region runs from base 84 to 413 and encodes 109 amino acids. The record is from RefSeq and is a predicted model, not a curated record. The transcript has a single exon.